Molecule: messenger RNA, 1290 nt
Organism: Striga hermonthica
Lineage: Eukaryota; Viridiplantae; Streptophyta; Magnoliopsida; Lamiales; Orobanchaceae
Source: the annotation of a GenBank genome assembly
AUGGCGAAAACCAGACCUAGAAAGCGACGCCUCGUCAAAAAAUACGCCGCCAAUUCACCGCCCAAAGUCGAGAAGAAACCCACGAAGAAGAAGGUGAAGAAGAAGAAGGCCAAGCUCCCCAAACCCGGAUCCCCUUUCUCCGACUCCGAAUCCGACCCGCAGACCCAGAUCCAAACCCUCCUCGAACCCUUUUCCAAGGACCAGCUUGUCACCCUCGUCACCGACCUCUCCCUCUCCAGCGCCUCCCUUUUCUCCCUCAUCAAAUCCGCCGCCGAUGAGGACGUCUCCCACCGCAAAAUCUUCAUCCACGGCCUCGGCUGGGACGCCACGCGCGACCUCGUGAUGUCCGUUUUCGGCCCUUACGGCGACAUCGAGGAACUCAACGUCGUGAACGAUCGGGCCACCGGGAAGUGCAAGGGCUACGCCUUCAUCACCUUCAGGACCCGAAAAUCCGCCAGAAAAUUGCUAAAAAAUCCCAAGGUUCAGGUAGGGAACCGCGUGACCUCCUGCCAGCUGGCGGCUGAGGGUCCCGCUGCUCCUGGGGUUGUGUCUCAGCAGCAUUUCCCCUCCUCUGAUUAUCCGCAGCGCAAAAUAUACGUGAAUAAUGUGCCCCCAAACACAAACGCUGACCGGCUGAGGGCUUUCUUUGAGCAGUUUGGAGAGAUUGAGAACGGGCCCAAGGGUUUCGACCCAACGACAGGUAGAUUUAAGGGCUACGCCAUCUUUGUGUACAAGACUGUGGAGGGGGCCAAGAAAGUUCUGGAGGAUCCCCUCAAGGUGUUUGAUGGGUGCCAGCUAGAGUGCCGGAAGGCCGCCGAGGGGAAAGGCAAAGUGGCUGGGGGUGCCGCCUCGAUUACGACAGCUCUGCAGCCAGUGCAGCCGCAGAUGCUGGCUGCAGUGGCAGCAGCACAGCAGGCUCAGGCCCAAACGAUGCCCUUUUUGGGACAACAGAUGGGGCUCGUGAACCCAUAUGGUGGCGGGAUGAUUUCAAGCCCGAACAUGGGUGGAUUAAUGGGAGGGUAUUAUGGGAUUAUGGGCGGUCAGGUUCAGGGCUUGGGCUUGGGUUCAUAUGGCGUUCCGGGUUCUUAUGGUGUUUCGGCUGGUGCAGAAGGCGGGUCGAGUGGGGCGUUGCUUCAAAAUAUGCAGUAUUUGUACCCCAGUGGGAUGGGUGGGCAGACCUCUUCAUACUUGGCUAAGGCACCCAAGACUAAUGAAGGUUAUUCGCCUAUAUGGUAUGAUUGUUGUUCUUGCUUUAUAUCUUACAAAGAAGAUGUUUGCGUGUUUGUGUGA